UGUGUGGGUUCCUGAUUCUCUGUGGGUUCUUUCCUGCAGAGGACAAUUCUCUUCCUGUCCCAGCCUAAGCUUGGGGGGCUGAGCCCAGAGCUCCAGUGAUUUGUGCCCCAGCCUCAUGUGUGGAAUGCGCCUGCCACCCCCAGGCUAGACAAGGGGGCUAAGGGUCAGGGUGGGCAUUUGUUGCGCCCCUUUUCGACCUUUGUAGGCCACAGUUGGGUGAGAGGCUGGACAAUGAGCCUCCUCUUCCUUGAAAGAAGGAAUUUUGGUGGAGACAAUAGGGCCCUGUCUAGUCUUGUAUGGGGGGCGGUGGCUGACUCAACUCUGCCCCCCCCAGGCCCUAACAAAUGUCAUCAAGAAACGGGGGGCAAUUUCCCUUUAGUGCCCUGGGCUGUCCACCCCCCCUUGGCCUUUUGUAAUGACUUGCCCUCCUUUCUUUCUUCAGCUGUUCUUGCCUCUUCUCCCAUGACCUGACCGUGCUUUUCUCUGCCAGUUCUCUCUCCCCGCCCCCCCCCCCCCAGUUCUCCCCAAGUCUGUGUUGGGUUGAAGGAUGUGGCAAGGACCAGAGGUACUGGUGGUGGUACAGAGCCAGUACCCUCUGCUGAUUUGGGAAGUCCAGAAAUAACGUCUCAGAGGGUUGGAAAUUUACUUCUAGGGGGCCCUUUGCUGGGGUGGUGGUGAGGGUAGUGGGACUUGGACACCACUGAGCAGAUGAAGCAGGAACUCUGAAGGCUUGUGGGAUGGGGCAAGCAAGAAUGGGAGGAUUCUGUCUGGCCUGGCCCCUCCUCUCCUUCCCAGCCUGCCUAACCCGCCCACCAGUCUGAGCUGCUGCUGCUGAGGCUGGUCUGCUUCAAGUCUCCGGGAGAGUGGGAAAGACAGCCUGCAGAGUUUGGAGUGAAGGAGAACCAUGGGGUCCAGGAAUGAGCUGUACACUGUCUUCGGGGGACUGUCAUUCCUCUUGCUACUGAUGUCAGCCCAGGGGGCCAAGGGCGGAUCCCUCAAAGAGAGUCAGGGGGUCUGCUCCAAGCAGAUGCUGGUGGUCCCCCUCCACUACAACGAGUCCUACAGCCAGCCAGUGUAUAAGCCCUACCUGACUGUGUGCAAUGGAUGGCGCAUCUGCAGCACCUACAGGACCAUAUACCAAGUGGCAUGGAGGGAGGUGAGGAGAGAGGUGCAGCAGACCCAUGUUGUGUGCUGCCAGGGCUGGAAGAAGCGACAUCCGGGGGCGCUCACCUGUGACGAAGCCAUCUGCGCCAAGCCCUGUCUGAACCGAGGCAUCUGUGUCAGGCCAGAGCAGUGCGAGUGCGCCCCAGGCUGGGGUGGGAAGCACUGUCAUGUGGACGUGGAUGAAUGUAGGACUGGCGUCACCCUCUGCUCGCACCACUGUGUCAACACGGCAGGCAGCUUCACCUGUGGCUGUCCCCAAGGUCUGGUGCUGGGCCAGGACCGGCGCACCUGCGCAGAGGGUAUCCUGGAGCCGCCAACCGGUGCCAGCAUCCUCAGCGUGGCGGUUCGGGAAGCUGAACAUGACAAGCGUGACUUGAGGCAGGAGAUUUGGGAGCUGCGAGGGCGCCUGGAGCGGCUGGAGCAGUGGGCUGGUCAGGCGGGGAGCUGGGUCCGGGCUGUGCUGCCCAUGCCCCCUGAAGAGCUACAGCCGGAAAAGGUGGCAGAGCUGUGGGGCCGCAGCGACAGGAUAGAGUCUCUGAGUGACCAGGUGCUGCUGCUGGAGGAGAGGCUGGGCGCCUGUGAGUCCUCCUGCCCCUCUCUGCUUGAACCCCCAUUACCCAGUAGAUGCCCCCAGCUGUCCCAGAUACCUUUCUGUAGUUCAACUUUCUCUUUUUCCCAAGCCCUUCCCCAACACUUAAGUCUCCCCACACUGUCUCUAGAUAGCCAUACUUUAUCCUUUCUGGUACCCUGUCCCCAAAUGACUUAUGUUGGGUGAGAGUCUCUCCAGUGCCCUUGCAGCCCCAGAAGUCUGCAGCCAAUGUGUCUGCUUGCUUCCUUGUCAUUCAUCAGGCUCCUGUGAGGACAACAGCCUGGGUCCAGGCCUCAGACGGCCGAAAAGGAACCUCUCCAGAGCCCGGGUCCCCUAAUUUAUACAGAAACUGGCCCCACUAAUCAUCUGGGAUGGCCAGGUGGGGAAGUGCAGAUAAGGUUAUCUGCCACUAAGGAGCAGUGAGUGAUGGAAACUUCCAGAGCUAAGUGGGGGAUGAUGGAUGCCUUGGGCCCACCCGAGUCUUCUGGCUGGGGUAAGGUUGCUUGGGUAAGAACCACUUGAAUGCCUUCACAAAUGCAGCCAGAAAGUGCCCAGAUCACUCUCUCUCUCUCAGUCUUUAUUCUCGGUUUCUUGCUGUUAUCCAGAUAAUAAA
Lutra lutra (Eurasian river otter) is the source of this 2366-nucleotide messenger RNA. It is a transcript of the gene EGFL8, whose product is annotated as EGF like domain multiple 8. Gene Ontology annotation, cellular component: cell surface; extracellular region. The transcript is spliced from 8 exons. Lineage: Eukaryota; Metazoa; Chordata; Mammalia; Carnivora; Mustelidae. Bases 905 to 1939 code for a protein of 344 amino acids. The record is from RefSeq and is a predicted model, not a curated record. Gene Ontology annotation, molecular function: signaling receptor binding; calcium ion binding. Gene Ontology annotation, biological process: anatomical structure development.